Messenger RNA from Limanda limanda (common dab), 1974 nucleotides. RefSeq names its product solute carrier family 34 member 2a (gene slc34a2a). Gene Ontology annotation, molecular function: sodium:phosphate symporter activity. NCBI's taxonomy places the organism in Eukaryota, Metazoa, Chordata, Actinopteri, Pleuronectiformes, Pleuronectidae. Gene Ontology annotation, cellular component: vesicle; brush border; apical plasma membrane. The record is from RefSeq and is a predicted model, not a curated record. Gene Ontology annotation, biological process: sodium-dependent phosphate transport; intracellular phosphate ion homeostasis. The transcript is spliced from 13 exons. The coding region runs from base 1 to 1974 and encodes 657 amino acids.
AUGGACUCUCUACAUCUGCCACAGAAAAUGGAUCCUGAAAACAAAGAAGACCACAAUGAUAACCAAGGGAAUAAAAACAAAGGUGAUUUUCUGUGUGUGUUAGAGGUCCAAGCGAGUCCUGCACAGUCCACUUUGGCGUUGGUGGAAGAGGAGUCUGAGGGCACAGACCCAUGGGACCUGCCAGAGCUGAAGGACUCCGGGGUCCCAUGGUCAGCUCUGGAUACCAGAGGGAAGGUGAUGAGGGUGCUGGUGUCACUGGCGAAGCUGGUCCUGCUGCUGGCUUUCCUUUACAUGUUCAUCUGCUCCCUCGACAUCCUCAGCUCAGCCUUCCAGCUGGUUGGAGGUAAAGCAGCAGGUGACAUCUUCCAGGACAACUCAGUUUUGGCAAACCCGCUGGCUGGUCUGGUCAUCGGUGUUCUGGUCACUCUGCUGGUGCAAAGCUCGUCAACUUCCUCCUCUAUAGUUGUCAGCAUGGUCUCCUCUGGACUGCUGACAGUCCAACUGGCUGUUCCUAUCAUCAUGGGCACCAACAUUGGGACCUCCGUCACCAACACACUAGUCGCGAUGACGCAGGCUGGUGAUCGCAGCACAUUCCGGAGGGCUUUUGCAGGGGCCACAGUGCACGACUUCUUCAACUGGCUGUCUGUGCUGGUGCUGCUGCCUCUGGAGGUGGCCACUGGUUAUUUGUACCAGGUCACUAAGCUCAUCAUCGACUCCUUUAACAUCCAGAGCGGAGAGGCCCCAGCCCUGUUGAAUGUGAUCACUGAUCCCCUCACCGAUUCAAUCAUAUUGUUGGACGAGUCUGUCCUCACUGGGAUUGCCACUGGAGACCCCUUAGCCAGGAAUAGGAGUCUCAUCAAGAGAUGGUGCCAAUCCUUCACCAACACGUCGUUGAUGAAUGUUACAGUUCCUGGUCCAGAGAACUGCACCUCUCCGUCUCUCUGCUGGGACGAUGGCAACUACACCAUCACACUGAAGAACAUUUCUGAAACAUUUAAUAUCCAGAAAUGUAAACACGUCUUCGUGGAUGUGAAUCUUUCUGACCUGGCGGUGGGUCUGAUCCUGCUGGCUCUCUCUCUGCUCGUGCUCUGCUCCUGCCUGAUCCUCAUCGUCAAGCUGCUCAACUCCAUGUUGAAGGGUCAGGUGGCUUCAGUCAUCAAGACCAUCCUCAACACGGAUUUCCCAUUUCCUUUCGGUUGGGUCACUGGUUACAUUGCCAUUUUAGUCGGAGCUGGCAUGACCUUCAUCGUGCAGAGCAGUUCUGUCUUCACCUCUGCAAUUACACCACUUGUUGGUAUUGGUGUCAUCAGCAUAGAGAGAGCAUACCCACUGUCCCUGGGUUCAAAUAUUGGUACGACCACCACAGCCAUCCUGGCAGCCAUGGCUAGUCCUGGAGACACACUGGCUAAUGCUCUACAGAUCGCCCUCGUCCACUUCCUGUUCAACAUCUCUGGCAUCCUCCUUUGGUAUCCGAUCCCUUUCACCCGCAUCCCCAUCCGGCUGGCAAAAGGUCUGGGCAACAUCACCGCCUCCUACCGCUGGUUUGCAGCUGUCUACAUCAUCAGCUGCUUUUUCGUUUUCCCACUCUUUGUCUUCAGCCUGUCGCUGGCUGGCUGGCAGGCACUGGUCGGUGUGGGUGCACCUUUAGCUCUCAUGUUAAUCAUCAUCAUAGUGAUCAACGUGUUGCAGAAACGUAAACCUCGGUGUUUGCCUGCAAUACUGCGAUCCUGGGAUUUCCUCCCUUUGUGGGCCCACUCCCUGGCUCCCUGGGACAAAGUGGUUGGAGUGAUUAGUGCCAAAUGCUGCUGCUGCAAAUGCUGCCAAAUAGCUGCUGAAGACCCGGAACACAAUGAGAAAGAAUGUUUGGAGAAGGAUCAGAAGACACACACAGAGGUGUACGAUAACCCUGCAAUGAGUUCAGAGAAAGAGAUGGAGAAUGAGAUAAAGAUAGAGCUGAAGAUGACGCGGUUGUGA